This is a messenger RNA of Manihot esculenta (cassava), 1357 nucleotides long. Its product is annotated as protein SRG1. The transcript is spliced from 4 exons. Bases 16 to 1248 code for a protein of 410 amino acids. Lineage: Eukaryota; Viridiplantae; Streptophyta; Magnoliopsida; Malpighiales; Euphorbiaceae. The record is from RefSeq and is a predicted model, not a curated record.
UUUUUUCAACUUGACAUGGAGUGGACUCCGAUGAAAUCAAAGCCGGAUUUGUCAUCAUCUCUUCGUAGUAACUAUUUGAAACUCAAGUACUCUCAAGCUUUGUGGGUCUCUCUCAAGUCCUGUUAUUACAGAAAACUGGUCUUACGGAGGACAAUGGAAUCAUCACCACAAACAGUGAGCUUCGGAAAAUCUAUUAUAGUACCGAGUGUUCAAAAGCUGGCCGAAGAAUCUCUGCUCACCAUCCCACCUCGCUAUGUAAGAUCUGAUCAGGACCCUCCAACUAUUUCCGAUGAAAGCUCGUUGCUUUCCUCGGUUCCAGUCAUAGAUCUUGAAAAAUUGGCCUUUGGAGAUUCCAUGGAUUCUGAGUUGGAGAGCUUGCAUUCUGCUUGCAGAGAAUGGGGUUUCUUCCAGGUAGUGAACCAUGGAUUGAGCACUGAUUUUCUGGAGGAAGUCAAGUUGGAAAUCGAGAGUUUCUUCGGACUUCCUUACGAACAGAAGAAGCAGCUGUGGCAAAAGCCAGACAACCAAGAAGGUUUCGGACAGCUUUUUGUGGUAUCAGAGGAGCAGAAGCUAGACUGGUCAGACAUGUUUGGCAUUACUACCCUGCCUUUCAAUCUCAGGAACAACGACCUCUUUGACAAACUCCCUCCAAAGCUUAGAGGUAUUCUGGAAACUUAUGCAAGUGAAAUGAAGAAGCUAGCCUUGGUAAUUCUGGGUCACAUGGCAAAAGCUUUAAAUAUGAAAGCUGAGGAGAUGAGUGAGCUAUUCAAUGAUGGUGUUCAAUCAAUGAGGAUGAAUUACUAUCCUCCAUGUCCCGAACCAGAGAAGGCCAUUGGUUUAACUCCUCAUUCGGAUGCUGAUGCUUUAACCAUUGUGUUUCAGCUCAAUGAAACUGAAGGACUGCAAAUCCGGAAGGAAGGGAGAUGGGUUCCUGUUAAACCACUUCCAAAUGCUUUCAUUGUCAACAUUGGAGACAUCAUGGAGAUUGUGAGCAAUGGGAUUUAUCGAAGCAUUGAGCAUAGGGCAACGGUGAAUUCAACAAGAAAGAGGCUUUCAAUUGCAACGUUCUAUUGUUCAAAUCUAGGAUCAGUGCUAGGCCCUGCAGCUAGCCUCACUGGCCCUCAGAAUCCAGCAAUCUUUAAGCAAGUCCCACUGGAGAAGUACUUGAAGGAAUUUUUUGCCCGAAAAGUGUAUGGCAAGUCAUAUCUUGAAGCCAUGAGAAUAGAAGACGGGGAAAACAACAUCUGAAUGUACUCAUACAAUAAACCUGAGUUUAGCUACUGUAGUGCAAAUGCAAGUCCAUAUAAUGAAUUUUAUUUUCUGCAAUGAAAAUGGGUAUUGGCUGAUUUAUUACAUC